AGCCUGUGUGAUCGCUUUCUGUCAGUGUCAGUGUAGAAUUAUCAUUUUCCUUUUAAUAAAUCCUGUUUUUAUAAAUAUUUAUUGUUUACAAAAACGAUAAAAGUAUAAUGACAUGUUAACUGAUGUAACACUUUUCAAUUUCCUUUAUACUAUAUAGUGUUCAAGAUGGUGUCUAUAAUUAAAAAUCAGUUAUUAAAACAUUUAUCCAGGUUUACAAAAAACCUUUCUGCAGACAAGAUAAACCUCAGUACAUUUAAAGGCGAAGGGGAGUUGUCAAAUUUAGAAUUAAAUGAAGUCGUUUUAAUGGAUUUACUCGAACUGCCUUCUUGGUUGUGUUUAAAACAGGCUUGGUGUAAUAAGGUUACUUUCAGAAUAUCUUGGACAAAAUUAAAAAGUGUUCCUAUUUUUCUGAAUUUGGAAGAGGUGCAGAUAGUAGUAGAAACUUGUGAUGAACUUAGGAUUCCUUCUGCACAGCCUGGCAGUUCCAAUUCUGGGGUGCCAGGCAAGUACAGUUUUAUCCAUAAAGUCAUUGAUGGAAUCACUGUGAAUGUGAACACUGUAAAUAUUAUAUUCAACAGUCCGGCUUUUUCUGCAUCUGUACAGAUAUCCAGAAUAGUAGUAGAAUCAAAAAAUCACAAAUUUCAACCGUCAGACCUGAGAAUGACGCGAUUGAAGAACCAGUCCAAAGGACAGUUACUGAUAUUCAAAGAACUGAGGUGGGACACUGUCAGAAUAGAGGCCAAAUCAACUACACUCAAAGAUUUAACUCCCCUGAGGCUAAUUAUUAACGAAGCUAGGUGUAGGAUUGUGAUUAAAAAGAGGUUAUCAGACUCAUUUAUAUUAGGAUCAAGACUGGCAAUUAUUCUAAAUGACUUAAUGUGGUUCUUUACCGAUUCACAACUUAAAGCAGCACUGUACUUUCUCGACUCUCUAACCGAUUUAAUUCAAAAAUCAACUCAAAUCACGCGAAUGACAAAAGCGGCUAGGAAGCUGGAAGAACUUCCGGAAUAUCAAGCACAACUGUCCCAAGAAGAGACUUCUGAGGUCCCGGAAAAAUACAAGCUCUUCGCCGCACAUGAUGUCAUUGAGACGUCUUACCAUUUAAUUUCGCAACAAAUCAUGUUGCAUUUAAGCGAUGACCCCGGAGAUGGUCGCUCUUCCUAUCCGAAUUUAAAAAACGGCGAUGCUUUACACAUAAGCCUCAAAAAAUUCCACGUGGACUAUUACCCUUAUCACUUAGCCAAAGGUAAUAGGAAGCAUUGGUUAAAAUACAACACGAAUUUUGUGCCACACGCUUUGUGGCAGGAGAAAGCUUUAAGUUCUUUCAGAACAAAAUUUUUGAAUCUCAUCGAUCAACACAAACCUUUACAUACUCCGUUGAACAGACCAAAGAAGAACCUAAACGAUACUAGCCCUAGCAUAGAGGUAAAAUCACCACAAAAUGCAGAGUACAAAAAUAAUAAAAGAAAAGUUGAAACGAAAUUCUCCAAACUGAUGACAAGUUGCAUAGUUUUACGUAUCGAAGAUUUCAAUAUCUAUAAAGUCACUUCUUCACAAAAAAGAGGUCUCAAAGAAUUCAUUUUUGGUGACAGAAGUCAGUUAUCAUUACCAGUAGAUUCGAAUAUUGUUCAUGCAGAAUUUACCUACUACUACUACCCCAGUGAUAUACCAUUUCCCCUACCUCCACCAAAAUUUUAUGUUCAAAUAAACCCGGUUUCCAUAAUGUUUGACGUUGAUACGUGUUUGUGGAUCAAUUCUUUUGCUAUGAACUUAUUCCAGUCGUUGGCAAAUUCUAAAAGCGAGGUACCGGUGUCGACUUACAGUUAUAUGGAUGUCAAAAUAGAAGCAAUACUUCCUAGAAUAAAUUUCGAAAGUGUAGUGGACCACCCCAAUCAAAAGGAUCGGCCAAAAUGUCUGAGCUUCCAAGUGACCAGGGCCACCAUAACGAACACGAGAAGCUUGGAACAAUCGUCCAGGGCCGAUUUAGCCAAAUGCGUCGAUUCGUUCCACAUGGGCUCUUUGUUUUUCGGUUCGGAAUUUCCUUCGCAACCGAACGAUUUCUAUGUAGUUACGCAAAAAUUUAUCGAUCACAUAUCAACGGUGGAUAACAUUCGAGAUGUGCCUUCGCAGAUUGAUUCAUCAGUUACGGAUGAGUGGAUGACACAAUUUACCCGAGAAAUGUUGUGGACGGACGCCAAAGACGUUUGGUGCAUUAAUUUGGACCCGGUUUGGGCCGACUUUAAUGGCGCCAGAGCCAUAGGAAUUGCUAAAUCCGUGCCGUUUCUUGACGCUUUACCGGUAACCUUAUGGUUACACACCCACAUGGAUCCUAACUCAACCAUAAAGUCUUCAGGAGACACAACCAGUGACUCCCAAUCGUAUGCUGAUAUUCACGCUCUGGUGUAUAUUACGAAUUUAGUUAGUGUACAAAUCAAUCAUUAUCAAUAUCUGUUUUUGUUGAGAUUAGCCGAGGACGCUGCUCUAUUGGCUACGUAUUUGGCGAUUGAUGCUGAAAGGAUAUUAAAGGUUGAAAGCAACAGUUCAAUCGCCAUGGGUGUGAUAAUACCUCAAUUAGAGGUAACCUUCGUUAUGCCAUCAAAUUCUCCAGGAAAAGAAUCAUCAGGAGGCGACAUUGAAUCAGUAGUCCCUGAUACGUCUAGCAUAGCGGAUGAUAUGUUAGUAGGUUCAACCCCGUCAGUUUGGCAUAAUAGUACCCUAUCAAUAACCCAAAUCGGUGUUCCUCCAAAGAAACAAAUAGCCAACGGUUCCUCUAAUCCUAACCAAAUGGAUUUGCCCACUAGUCUAUCUUCAGAUUAUUUACAAACGAGUCCCGGCAGAAGCGUUACUAAUGAAGAACAUAGCCUGUUGCUGCAGCAGAAAGGAAAUUUGAACUUGCAGACCAACUUAAACAUGGGUUUGACGUCUGUGAGAAAGGGCUUCACGAGCCUUAUGUCGUCAAUCGACAGUGCUUUAAAACCUAGUCCCGAUGAUAUGAGUGAUACUAUGUCCAUAAGGAGCGAUGCUUCAAGUGAUUCAGAAAAAUUCGUCGUUAUUAAUUGUGAUCUGGAUAUAGCCGGUGCUGAAAUUAUUUUAGUAGUAGCAGAGUUUUUCGAAAGGAUAGAAGAAGCGGCUGAAGUUUUAGAAGAGGAAAACACCAUGACGACUACUAGCGAACAUUCUGUUACUAGCACUAGUCGUAGAAAAGAUUUGGUGUCUGUUUCUACUUUUAAGCUAAAUAAAAUAGAAUUCGUUUAUCAAUCAUUAGGUUUUCAAUCUUCGAUGAAGGUUCAGCUUAGUAAUUUAUUAUGUGAUGAUUGUUCGUCUAUAUCUUGGGAUGAACUUCAGAGUAAAUUUGGUACCAGAUCUCGCGUUUGGACUUCUAAUCCGCCGAGCGAUUUCAGUUCACCAAAAGUUAAGUUACGUUUAGACCAUAAUCUCGUAGUUAGCAAAUCUUCGAUGCUUGAUAUGGACCUCACGAACCGGGACACAUUCGCGAGCCUGUUCUUGGAUCUAGUAAAUAUCACCGUCAAGGAUCUAUCGUUGAAUUUGAAUAUGAGCACGGUGACCGGGCUCGCUGAUCUUAUCGAGGACGAAGUUAUUCCUGUACCGUUUCCUGUAAAGAUAACUUUGGAUAACGUAAAAGUACAUUUAAAUGAAGACAGGCCUCCUGUUAAUAUUACAUCGCCAGGCCCGAUCCCAAUCGAUUUACAUAUUAAACAUCUUUACAUAGUUCGUACUGAAGAUGGGAUAUUUAAUUUGUUUCCGAAUUCCAAUGAUAAGUCUUCCAUCGCCAAUGGUCAACAAUCAAACAAAGACUCGUCCCAAGUAGAUAGUAAAACAUUAAAUAAUGAAGACUUACGAAGACUGAUGACGUUCGAGAGGAUAUCGGAGGAAAAUAGGCUGCUCAGAAAGUCCAAAGAGGAAAACGACAAAGAGAAUGACCUACUGAAGGAUGUCCUAAAAAAAUCCCAAGACGAAGUGAUUCGGCUGUUGAGCGAGAAGCAAAAUCUAUUAGAGGAAAUACGUCGACUUCAACACCAAUGCAACGGUUCUAAAAGAUAGCAAUGUUGUUUCGUUUGUACGAAGUGUUUCUGCAAUGAUAAACGUACUCAAUAGUUGUAUAGGCUGUUUAUUGUUUUAUAUUUUAUCAGAUGUCAAAUAUAUAUUAUAUAUAUUUUAAAUUUUAUCUAGAUUAUUAAGCUUAGAGUGAUAUUCAUUGAAAUAAAAUAUUGUUGAACAUGUGGAACGAA
Molecule: messenger RNA, 4250 nt
Organism: Psylliodes chrysocephalus
Lineage: Eukaryota; Metazoa; Arthropoda; Insecta; Coleoptera; Chrysomelidae
Source: the annotation of a GenBank genome assembly